Gracilinanus agilis (Agile Gracile Mouse Opossum) is the source of this 1444-nucleotide messenger RNA. It is a transcript of the gene ZNG1C, whose product is annotated as COBW domain containing 3. Gene Ontology annotation, cellular component: cytoplasm. The record is from RefSeq and is a predicted model, not a curated record. NCBI's taxonomy places the organism in Eukaryota, Metazoa, Chordata, Mammalia, Didelphimorphia, Didelphidae.
GCUGGUUAAUCGUCCUGUUCCUCUCUCUUGGCCGUGACUCGUAUUCUCUUCGAACCCCUCCUGCUGAGAUGCUUAGAACGAGUGGCCCCCUGGAUGGGAAAGAGGAGGAACAGGAGGAGGAGGAGGAGGAUUGCCCGGAGCUGGUCCCCAUUGACAUGCAGCAUCAACCGCAGCCGCAGCCGCCAGAGGAGGAGGAGGGGAAGCCCGAUCCCUAUGCUAAGAUCCCGGUCACGAUUAUCACUGGGUAUUUAGGUGCUGGAAAGACAACUCUCCUUAACUACAUUUUGACUGAACAACAUAACAAAAGAAUAGCAGUUAUUUUAAAUGAGUUUGGGGAAGGAAGUGCAUUGGAGAAAUCCUUAGCUGUAAGCCAAGGUGGGGAGCUAUAUGAAGAAUGGUUGGAGCUUCGAAAUGGUUGCCUCUGCUGCUCAGUAAAGGAUAAUGGCCUGAAAGCUAUUGAGAAUUUGAUGCAGAAAAAGGGAAAAUUUGAUUACAUACUGUUAGAAACAACUGGUUUGGCAGAUCCUGGUGCUGUUGCUUCCAUGUUUUGGGUUGAUGCUGAAUUAGGAAGUGACAUUUACCUUGAUGGAAUUGUAUCCGUUGUGGAUUCAAAAUAUGGACUGAAGCAUUUAACAGAAGAAAAAGCAGAUGGGCUGAUAAAUGAAGCAGUGAGGCAGGUUGCUUUGGCGGAUAUUAUCAUAAUCAAUAAAACCGACUUAGUUGCAGAAGAGGAGUUAAUUAAAAUAAAAACAAUCAUCAGGUCAAUAAAUGGACUGGGAAGAAUUUUAGAGACCCAAAGAUCAAGAGUUGAUAUUUCUAAUGUACUGGAUUUACACUCUUUUGACAGUCUCUCUGGAAUCAGUUUACAGAAAAAACUACAACAUGUGCAGACAACACAACCUCACCUUGAUAAGAGUAUUGUUACAGUCACAUUUGAAGUACUAGGAAGUACAACUGAAGAAAAUCUAAAUAUAUUUAUUCAAAAUCUGCUGUGGGAAAAGACUGUGAAAAAUAAAGCAGAUCACACUAUGGAAGUCAUCCGACUGAAGGGACUGAUGUCUAUCAAAGACAAACCAUACCAAGUGAUUGUCCAAGGGGUCCAUGAGCUGUAUGAUCUGGAAGAGACUCCAGUGAGCUGGAAAGACGAUACUGAGAGAACCAACAGGCUGGUGUUGAUAGGUAGAAACUUAGAUAAGGAAAUCCUUAAAAACCUAUUUAUAGACACAGUGACUGAAACAAGAAAGCAGUUGACACUACAUUUCAAAGAAGACCAAGCCUGUCCUUAACACUAGAAGCAUUUUUAAUCAAAAGACUGGAUGAUUUACUGGGGGAAUCAAAUUCCUGCUGCUUUGUUCAUGAAUCUAUUUCUUGGCACUGUUAUGAAUUAUCUUUUAAAUGUUUUUCUUUUUAUGUAACACAUUAAAUAAGUAUUGUAAAAUUUUCA